Messenger RNA from Durusdinium trenchii, 2130 nucleotides. The record is from the annotation of a GenBank genome assembly. Lineage: Eukaryota; Dinophyceae; Suessiales; Symbiodiniaceae.
AUGUUGCCAGAGCAGGUCCAACAAUUGCGAAGGCUGACGCUCCAGAUUUCCGGUUCUCCUUGGUAUGAAUCUUUGCGAUUACUGUACUCGUUGCCAGGACUUCAAAUCCAACUGGAUGCAGUUGCUUUCAGUGCUUGCAUGAAUGCAUGUGAGAAGGGAAGCAAGUGGGAUUGCUCGCUUCAUCUUUAUGACCAAAUGCCAUUGCGGCGUGUGGAAGCCGACCUGUUUUGUUGCAACGCAGCGAUCCACGCGUGCUCCAAAGGGGAAGGAGGCGACGCGUGGCAGAUUGCUGUGGAGGCCUUGCAUGAGAUGCAGGAGGCUUCAGAUGCCGAUGUGGUAAGCUUCAGUUCCGUCAUCGCUGCCAUUGGGGUAGCCCAGCAUUGGCAACAGGCCACUGCUGUGCUGAACCUCAUGAGUGAAGGACAGGUUAGUGCGAACACCGUGGCGUACCUCAACACCAUCACUGCUUACAAGAAGAGUCGCUGGGAAAUGUUGGUGGCUUUGCCCUACCAUCGCGAGGAGCCUUUGUGCAAUGCAGCAGCAGCUUCAAUUCCAUGGUUUCAUGCUAUGAACAUGCUGGCCGACAUGCAGCUUUGCAGGAUUCGAGUGAGCCCAAUCACAACUCAGGCUGUAAUUGGAUCGUGUGAACGGGACAUGCAAUGGCUUCAAGCAUUGCAUGUCAUGAGAUCCAUCCACACACUGCAGGUUGUUGCCGACGAGAGGGCGUACAAUGCAGCCAUGUCCGCUUGCCAAAGCAGCUCUGCGUCUCAAGGAGCGAGCAGCCUCUUGAAAGACAUGCGCCGGAAUCGCAUCUCUCAGAGCUGCUCUGCCACCUUGUGGUCGCUCGCCCGUCUUGGGGAAGACGAUGUCCAAAUGGCGACUGCCACCACAGCUGCCGUCUCCCGCGCAAGCUGUGAACUGCGGAGCGAGGUGCUGUCACCACAGCACUUGGCGAUGCUGGCCUGGUCGAUCACGGUUUUGGGCGUGGCCAACUUGGAAUUCCUGGAGUUGCUCUCCAAGCAAGCGAUGCUGCAGUCUUCGCGCUUCACACUGGAGGAGCUUCGUCACCUUCUUUGGGGCCUUGCAGCGCAAGAAGCGACCGAAGGCGUCACUGUGGCCAUUCUGCAUUUACAACGGAACGCACUGCAUCGCUUCCGCACAUUGAAUUUGGCACUUUUAGCGGCAGAGAAGCGGAAAGCCAUGGAGGAUGACAUAUUGAACAUUCUGUGGGCGAGCAAUUUUGCAGGCAUGUUGUCCGUGCAUGUGCGAUGCUUGGCUGAGCGGCUCUUCCAGCGCUUCGCGCGGUCUUUGGAUAGGUCUCCAUCUCCUGAAUCGAGUGCAGCUAUUCCUCCUUUGGGAGCUGGGCGGCCCAAGAUCGUUCUGGAUCUGGACGAUAGAAUGGUGAUGUUGAAGCCUGCUGGUUGGGAGGUCUGUGACGGCAACGUUGGGCGCCAGCUGCGAGGACUCUUGAGCGGCUUCUCGACACUGCGCAGUGCAGACCAUGACCAUGGGUUUUUGCAUCGUGUGGACGUGCCUUGCUCUGGGUUGAUCCUUUUUGCCAAGAGCUUCCGGGCCUUCUAUGAUCUCCAGGUUCAGCUGAGAGCAGGGGAGAUUCGCAGGGACUACUUGGUGUUGUGUCAUGGAUGGAUGCCAUCCGACCGAAGCGUUGAAGCAAACAUCGACACGAGAGGAGAUCCGACUCGGACUGGACGCCUUGGCAAGCCUUCUCGAAGCUUCAUCAAGUUGGCGGCCCAUGCUCUUGGGGCUUUCGGUGUUGCAACGAUGAUCAUUGUUCGUAUCGCCACGGGGCGUCGUCACCAGAUCCGCAGCCAUGUGGCCUUCAUUGGUCAUCCGGUGGUGCGAGACGAGAAGUUCACGGCUUGGCAAACACAAGUGGAUGAUUUCCUUUUCUGUGACCGCGUCUUCUUGCACCGCUACUCCCUCAUGUUCAAAGACAGUCGAGGAGAACUUCAAGCGGCGACGAACACUCUGCCAGCGGAUCUGACCCUGCCCUUGAGCAAACUGACUCCAAAGAGUCCUCGAUUUGCAGCACCCUUGCAACGCUGGCAGAGUGGCACCAUGGCUUGGGAUGAAAAGAUAGAACGACCCGAUGGGCCUUUCAAGCUUUGA